Echinops telfairi (small Madagascar hedgehog) is the source of this 2957-nucleotide messenger RNA. RefSeq names its product sphingosine-1-phosphate receptor 1 (gene S1PR1). Bases 388 to 1545 code for a protein of 385 amino acids. Gene Ontology annotation, cellular component: membrane. NCBI's taxonomy places the organism in Eukaryota, Metazoa, Chordata, Mammalia, Afrosoricida, Tenrecidae. Gene Ontology annotation, molecular function: sphingosine-1-phosphate receptor activity. The transcript has 2 exons. The record is from RefSeq and is a predicted model, not a curated record. Gene Ontology annotation, biological process: sphingosine-1-phosphate receptor signaling pathway; angiogenesis.
GGACCGGGGUGGGGAGCAGACCCUGCACACCUGCUCCUAGAGCGUUAUUAAUAGAGCCCGGAGAAUGACUGACGCUGUCAAGUGAGCUCAUGCAGAUCUAGUGUCUCGCUUGGCAAUUAGGAGGUGGUGCUGGUCUACUUUAGCUGCGGGAAGAGGCCAAGGUGUGCGUCUCCGCCCUCAGCCUGGCAGCUGAGUCUCUUGCCAGCAGAGACCAUGAGCUGGCGGCUGCGGUGUCCGAAGCUCCCUCACGCCAAGGAAAAGCAACACGAAAAACCUGGAUCUCUCUCCCUGAACCACCGGGCCUGCCAGUGACGGCUCCCUCGACGUCGCCCUCUAGCGUCCGUCUGGAUAAGGGUCACGGGAUCCUAGUGGACCCAGUGGGACGCCAUGGGGUCCGCGAGCACCCCGCUGUUGCAGGCCCUCCGCAGCAGUUCCGUCUCAGUCUCAGACUAUGUCAACUAUGAGAUCAUCAAACGGCAUUACAAUUACACGGGGAAGCUGAAUAUCAGCGCCGACAAGGAGAACGGCAUUAAACUGACGUCGGUGGUGUUUAUCCUCAUCUGUUGCUUUAUCAUCUUGGAGAAUAUCUUCGUCUUGCUGACGAUUUGGAAAACCAAGAAGUUCCACCGGCCUAUGUACUAUUUUAUUGGUAACCUGGCCCUUUCCGACCUGUUGGCAGGGGUGGCCUAUGUAGCCAACCUGCUCUUGUCUGGGGCCACCACCUACAAGCUCACCCCCGCCCAGUGGUUUCUGCGGGAAGGGAGCAUGUUUGUGGCCCUGUCGGCCUCCGUGUUCAGCUUGCUAGCCAUCGCCAUCGAGCGCUACAUCACCAUGCUGAAGAUGAAACUCCACAACGGCAGCAACAGCUUCCGCUCCUUCCUGCUCAUCAGUGCCUGUUGGGUCAUCUCGCUCAUCCUGGGGGGCCUGCCCAUCAUGGGCUGGAACUGCAUCGGAUUGCUGCCCAGUUGCUCCACCGUGUUGCCCCUCUACCACAAGCACUAUAUCCUCUUCUGCACCACGGUCUUCACUCUGCUCCUGCUUUCCAUCGUCAUCCUCUACUGCAGGAUCUACUCCUUGGUUAGGACUCGGAGCCGACGUCUGACCUUUCGCAAGAAUAUUUCCAAGGCCACUCGCAGCUCGGAAAAGUCUCUGGCGCUGCUCAAGACUGUGAUAAUCGUCCUGAGCGUCUUUAUCGCCUGUUGGGCGCCCCUCUUCAUCCUGCUGCUGCUUGAUGUGGGCUGCAAGGUGAAGAGCUGCAACAUCCUCUUCAGCGCCGAGUACUUCCUGGUGUUGGCGGUGCUCAACUCGGGGACCAAUCCCAUCAUUUACACGCUGACCAACAAGGAGAUGCGCAGGGCCUUCAUCAAAAUCAUGUCCUGCUGCAAGUGCCCCAGCGGAGACGCUACCGGCAAAUUCAAGCGACCCAUCAUUGCUGGCGUGGAGUUCAGCCGCAGUAAGUCCGAUAACUCCUCCCACCCACAGAAGGACGAUGGGGACAACCCAGAGACCAUUAUGUCCUCUGGAAAUGUCAACUCUUCUUCGUAAAACUGAAAGCCACCAGUCCACGGGGAGUGCUCCUAGGUGGCCACCAUCCCAGUGUUUGGAAAAAAUUCCCUGGGCCUCAACUGCUACCAGGGAGGAGCUGCUGCAAGCCAGAGGAAGGGAGGGAGAGGGUCGGCAGCAUGGUGUGGUGUCUGGUAUGGGGGUAGAGUCAGUUCCUGGGAACAAUACACUGGGAAGGGUGGAGAUCAGGUCCUGGCCUGAAAUGGAUUUCCUCCCCCCCGGGAGCUUUGAUUUUUGCACUGAGCCAAAGGUCUAGCAUGGUCAGGCUCCUGAAGAGUUCAUCCGGCUCCACCAAGACUGAUGUCCUCAAGUGAACGUGUCUUCUCGUCUGGAACUUUGAGAGGAUACUGUCUUUCACUUUAGUUUAAACCCAAAUGAGUGUGUGCACUUCUGCUUCUAUAGGAAUGCUCCCCAGCCCCCUUCACCUCCUCCUCAGAAUCACUGAACUUUAUAUGUUAACUCUCUGGCAUUCAUCACAGCCAGGCUGGUGGUGAGGGCCAUUUCUUGGCCAUCUGUGGCCGAUAGGCUGGGUGGAGCAGGUAGGCCUGGUGGAGAUGGGGGUGGUUUGGAGGUCAUAAAACAACUUCAUUUGCUGAGGCCAAAGUUUCCACGUCAGAUGGAUCAGUGUUUUGGAAUUUAGUUGAAGUCACUUGGUCUCUGUUUUGCUUUAUUUUAAACAUUACUUCUUUGCAACACAAUCAAUGUGUAAUCGGUCAUACUCCUUGUGCCUGCAUCUGUCUAGGGAAGUCCACUUCCCUACAUGAUAUCUGCAUGAUAGCGGCCAGGAUCCUUAGUGUCCUAAAAGAAGCACCCGAGCAAAGGAUGGCGAAAAUCGACUGUAACAGGAAACCCAGAGAGAUUCUUUGAUGACUAGACACUUGUCUCUCAAAUGUAACAUUCUGACUUUGGCACUUUGCUUGAUGUUUAUUUCAGAGGUCAUGUGAUUCAUUCCAACCAACAGGAUGGUUGUCUUUUGUUGUGUUAAACAUACUUUUAAUGAGUUUUGAAUGUAUUUGUUUCAGCAAAGGUCAUUUUAUUGGAUUUUUCUAACCCAUGUUAACACCAUUGAAUGCACAUCGUUUAAGAAAAUACCACCUUUGUGUGCCCCUAAAGCAUUACUUUAACUGAUAGGGAACACCAGGAGUAUUCUGUUUUUUUGUUUGUUUGUUUGUUUCAGUACAGUGUACUAUUGAUAGGUCAUUGAAGAGGUCUUAUAAAUGUUACAAAGAAUAAAGAUAUAUUGCUGUCUCUUUAGGUAUGGUUCUCAGUGCAAUUAAACCGAGAAAUGUCCCUUUAAAAAAAAAUAGUAUUUAAUAGGUUCCUGACUUUUGUGGAUUAUUUUGCACAUAGCUUUAUCAACUUUUAAACAUUAAUAAACUGAUUUUUUAAAAAGA